This is a messenger RNA of Endocarpon pusillum Z07020, 738 nucleotides long. Its product is annotated as tRNA(His) guanylyltransferase. Gene Ontology annotation, biological process: tRNA modification. The coding region runs from base 1 to 738 and encodes 245 amino acids. The transcript is spliced from 3 exons. The record is from RefSeq and is a predicted model, not a curated record. Gene Ontology annotation, molecular function: tRNA guanylyltransferase activity; magnesium ion binding. Lineage: Eukaryota; Fungi; Ascomycota; Eurotiomycetes; Verrucariales; Verrucariaceae.
AUGAACGCGGCUGCUUCUGCCGUGGUGAAAGAGAUACCAGAUCUCUGUAUAGCUUACGGAGUCAGCGAUGAAUACAGUUUCAUCUUCCACAAGACCACCACCCUCUUCGAUCGCCGCUCAUCGAAACUCCUCUCCACCAUCGUCUCAACCUUCACCGCCUUCUACAUCCACCUCUGGGGCGUCCACUUCCCUCCUAACAUAGCGCUGCAGCCACCUCACCUCCCCACCUUCGACGCCCGCGCCAUCUGCUAUCCCACCCUAGCCAAUCUUCGUGACUACCUCUCCUGGCGUCAGGUAGACUGCCAUAUCAACAAUCUGUACAACACGACGUUCUGGGCGAUGAGGCAGAAGGGCGGGAUGGGGCCAAGGGAGGUGGAGGAGGAGCUGAAGGGUACGUUGGCGAGUGAUAAGAAUGAGAUUCUUUGGGGAAGGUUUGGGAUUAAUUAUAAUGAUGAGAAGGAGAUAUUUAAGAAGGGGAGUGUUGUCUUUUGCCAGUAUGAGCUUGAAGAACCAGCAGAGGGGAGAGCAGAUACGCUUGCACUAGAAGAGGAUGGAGCAUCAACGGCAGUUCCGGAUACCGAGCCAAGUAAGACGCAGAAAGAGAGGGCGAAGAAAGUCCGGGCAAAGGCGAGCGUCGUGGUCAGACACAUCGACAUUAUCAAGGAUGACUUCUGGGAAAGGAGACCAUGGAUAUCGAGUGGUAAACCUGGGAAGCCGCUUGCAGUCGAAGACCAAUAA